This is a messenger RNA of Entrophospora candida, 3285 nucleotides long. The record is from the annotation of a GenBank genome assembly. NCBI's taxonomy places the organism in Eukaryota, Fungi, Glomeromycota, Glomeromycetes, Entrophosporales, Entrophosporaceae.
AUGGAUACUUCUGAUUUAAGAUACCCUGUUUGUGUAAAACUCGCAAUGAGAGAAAUUGGUUUAUAUAGACAUAGCGAUUUAUCUCCAUUGCAACAGACAUUUAGGGAAUACGUACAAUUAACCACUCUUUUUGGUCAUGUAACUCCUAUAUAUUGUGUAUUGUUUGACAAGAGUGGCUCAAGGGUCAUUACUGGAAGUGACGACAGGUUAAUAAGGAUAUGGUGUUCAAAUUCCGGUCUUCUUCUCAAAUCAUUUAAUGGUCAUCAGAGGGAAAUCACCGAUAUGACUUUGGACAAAACUGGAGAACUCUUAGCCAGUGCAUCCGAAGACCACUCAAUAAUAAUAUGGAAUAUAAAGAACUAUUCAUUUGUUCAUCCAACUACUAAUGAUUGGUUUACAUACACUAUAAGGCAUGAAAGAUUAAUUAAAAGCGAUGGAGUAAUCAAAAAUUACUUUGGUAAACCAAAAAAACACAAGCCGGUUAAUGCAGUAAAGAAGUCUAUGAUGAAGGCAUCUGCAUUUAAUUACACUGGCUCACAAUUCGCAGUAUCAGGAUCUGAUGGUAUAAUCAGGAUUUUUUCAACUAUUGGUGACCAGUCAAUGUUUGUAAACAAUAGUGGCAGCGAUAUACGUGUAAAAAAUGAUGAUUUUGAAGAAGACGAUGAUCUUGUUCAAAUAAUCUACAAUCAUUUAAAUCUUGAUGACGAGGAAAUUGAAAAACUGGAUCUGAUGAAAUAUCUUGAUUCUUAUGAUCCAACCAGUGAUUUUUAUAUAAAGGAUGAACACAACGUAACUAUUGAAAAUAAUGAUGGAUCAGACAAUUCAGUACAAAUGACAAUCAAUGAUGAAUUAAUAAGGUUAGCCAAACUAUUUAAAGCACGUCACAUUGCAGAUCUUAUUGACCACAAAAAAGCAGUAACUGGUUUAGAAUAUAGUCAUUCAGGUACCCAUUUAUUAUCCGGAUCUCAAGAUGGGUUUGCCAGGAUCUGGAAUUAUAAUGUCAUCAAUAAAAAAUGGGAAUCAAUUGAAUUAGACUGCAGGGAAGGUACUGGAGAAACCAAUAUCACUUCAUCGCGUUGGUCUUUGAAUGAUUUGUUCGUUAUUAUUGGCAGCACAGGAGGAGUUAUAAAAAUCUUUGAUACGUUUAAUGGAAAAUUAAAAUAUGAAAUUAGAACUCAUACUAAUGAUGUUUAUGUGAUUGAUAUUCAUCCUCAUAAUUGGCAAAUAAUAAUGUCUGCUGGUUAUGAUGGAAAAAUAUGCUUGCACAAUAUUCUAACUGGCGACACUUUAAUGUCCUGGGAUCGUAGCAAUAUGUCAUAUUUGGAUCAAGGCAUGUUGCAAUUUUUAGAUGGAAAGUUCAAUCCGUGUGGUGAUAUGUUCUCUGUAACUGACAAUUUUGGAAAAUGUCAUUUAAUUGGUAUUAAUAACUCUUUUCAAUAUGAAAAAUAUAAGGAUAGAUCUAUAUCUGGACAACAAUGUGUCACCGACUCAUUACAAGCUGAAUAUAAUGCUGAAAGUGGCAGUUUCUUUGACAUCACAAGUAGCCAUGUUAUUGAUAACAAUAAAAUUGAUACUAUAUUUGGAUGGAAUGGUGUUGCCUAUCCACAUCAACUAUCUCAUCAAGAAAUAAGAAGAAUUCAUAAUGAUUAUUCAAAAAUUGAGAAUAAGGAGGAUAUUAUCAAUAAACUUGGAGUCCUCAAGGAUGAGGCCCAAUUAAUCACGGAUGGCGCAUAUCCGCUAUCUAUUGUACAUAGGAAAUUGAUCAUGCAUCGCCGAAAGGAACUUGGUCUUUCUGGUGAUGAGUAUGAAGAUGUAGUUGAUUUUAUGGAUGAAGCUUUACCACUUGAAUUUGACGAUCCAAAUAAUGACCCUGAUUAUUACGAGUCUCCUAGUGAUGAAUCAAUUAUUAAUAGUAGUGACAUGACAGAAGAUGAAAAUGCGGGAGUUGAUAAUGCUGUGAUGGUUGAUGAAGUGGUAUCUGAUUAUCGAAACCCAAUGGAUAUUGAAUAUACAGAUGAUGAUGCUCCAAUACCGAUAACAAGGAGUCGUUCAAAAAAUAUAAAGUCACAAUCUCCACAAAGCACCAAUGAGGAUAGUUUUUAUAAUCCAGAAUGUUAUGAAUCUGGUAGUGAAUAUGAACCUCCAGCUAGAGGAUUUAGAACAAGGACCAUGACAAGAAGCAUGAUUCGUGGAAAUUCUUUUGGCGGUGUUAGUAAGAAGAAUAAAAAAAAAAGGAACAUUGAUGAAUUUGAUAGUGAUGAAGACGGUUACAAUAUUGGAAUUAAAACAAGAAAUAUGAAGAGACGAAAACCAAAAAUUAUUUCAUACAAAGAGUCAAGUUCUGAUGAAUUAGACGACUUAUUUAUGAUCGAUGAUAGCGAUUUGCUAUCCACACGAAAUAGCAGUCAAUAUAAUGCAUUGGGAGAAACUUAUGCCGAAAGUAGUAAAGCUAGUAAUGGAAAUAAUCAUGAUAAUAACAACAUCUCACAUCAAGAAGUCUAUUCACUACCCAUAUUUGGUCAAUCACCUAUUUGCGAAGAAGAAAAAGAAAUUGGUCAAAUAGCGUCUCUUUCUAAUACUGGCUAUUUUGUGUUUCCAGAAGAUCCAAUCACGAUUUAUAAAUCUGACGAUUGUCUUCCUUAUAUUCCUAAAGUUGGAGACUGGAUAUUCUAUUUUCCAAAAGGUCAUAAAAACAUGCACGAUAAAGCAGUAAUGAACAACGACAGACUUCUUGAGGAAUUCCAUAAUGCAUAUACAUCAUUGAAGUUCCAAAAAAGAUCACCAUAUGAUAUCAAAGAAAGAACAAUCCGUACGGAUAUUUUUAAUGAAAUAUUAUAUGUAAAUAAUGUUGAAUUCAUAAAAAGUACAAAGACAAUGUGUGCAGUAACUUGCUCAAAAGUCAUGAGGGACUCAACUUUUAAGGAAUUUGAAUCAAAUUUAAAAUCUGAUGGCUGUAUACCCAGCGAGGUUCCCAAUUUCAGAAAAUCAUCAUCAAAAGUAACGUUGAUUUAUUUUGAUUAUCAAGGGCACCCAGAAUUUAUAGUCCCUUACAACAAAGUUGCAACUGGAAUAAAUCAAAAGUUGAAUGUGGGAGAUCCAGUUAUUAUUUCUUACGCAGAUGGUGUAACAUAUCAAGCAACAGUUAUUAAAAUGAUAUAUGAAAAGUCUUGGACAAAUAAUUGGCCUAUAUACAGAGUGGAAUGGUCGGAUCAAAAUAAUGUUACAGAGAAUGAGGAGGAUUCAGAAUUUCAUCCUUGGGAACUAACGCGUAAUGACAAAUUUUAA